Octopus bimaculoides (California two-spot octopus) is the source of this 4398-nucleotide messenger RNA. RefSeq lists its product as uncharacterized. Gene Ontology annotation, molecular function: RNA polymerase II cis-regulatory region sequence-specific DNA binding; DNA-binding transcription factor activity, RNA polymerase II-specific. Gene Ontology annotation, biological process: regulation of transcription by RNA polymerase II. The record is from RefSeq and is a predicted model, not a curated record. Lineage: Eukaryota; Metazoa; Mollusca; Cephalopoda; Octopoda; Octopodidae.
GAAAAUCCGUUUGUAGUGAAAGUAUAGGAAAAUAAAUUAAAAACGACUGUAUUAUAGUUGUAUGGUAAGGAAGAUCUAAGGGGCAACAAAAUAUUAUCAAGUAUAUGUGUGUGUGUGUGUGAUAGCUAAUAUAACAGUAAAACAACUGGAAAGACGAUAAACAAAAUGAGUUUAAAUGUAUUUAUAGUUGAAUUAUGUCAUGUAACAUUAUUUUAGAGUGCAAUUAGUGACUAUAUUAAUUUGUUUUAGUCAUCACAACUAAACCCAUGUGCGGAUACUAUUUCAAACUUGAUGCAUAAAAAAUCUUUUUAUUAAUUUUUUUUUUACAUGUGUUUGUAUACAUCGACAUAUAUCCGUACAUCCAUCCAUAUAUAAACGCGCGCGCGCGUACAGGCACAAAGAGUGGGAGAAGCAUUGCUCUCUCUUGUGAUGGUUUCGAACACUGAAUCAGAUUCACCACAAAGUACAGUAUUUUCUCCUCCCGUCAGCUUCCAUUAUGUUACUUCAUGAACCCAUGGAUAACUACAGCCUUCCUAUCAGUGUACAGAAUUCGUCAUAUUUUAUGAUUAUUAGCAGUGAAUGUUACUUUCUUUUGCUCUCAGCCCUAAACUAGUGUCAUUGACUUAGUAAUGGAUUCCCCCAGUUACCUUUGUUGUUCCUAAAUAAACACUACUAUAUUUGAGUUUGAGUGACAUGUAGCUGAAAUAUUGUGAGUCAAACCACAAGGCAAAGGCAGAUAUCUUCUUUUCAGAGUGUCUGAUACCUGAUUAGAAGAAGGAAGGAAGUUAUCCCCAGAUCAAAAUCAUGAACCAAAUCUUUAAACAGUGAAUUCUAUUGAAAGCACAUUCAACCAGGAUGUGAUAUUAAACCAGGUUGCUUUUUACAUGCUUCCAUACCAGUUUCUACCAAGCAAAUUUCACUCACAAGACUUUGGUCAAGGCUAUGGUAGAGGACAUUUUCUAAAGGUGUCAUGCAGUGGGAUUGAAAUCAAAACCAUGUAGAUGUGAAAUAAACUUCUUAACCACUCAACUUUCAUUUGCACUGCAUCUUAAACAGUUGACAUUGUGACACUGGUAGCUGUUACCUCUUUUAUGGAGAUCAUACUACACAGCAGUGAUUACAUCCCAAAAGUUAAAAAAACUACUUCUUGAUUAUAAGAUCAUCAAGAUUGAACAUGCUGCAGUUCGGUCUUUGUGUACUGGUUCUAUCAAUGGGGAAACAACUCAUGGACAAGAAAACAUGUUAACUUUUGGUGACCUUGAAGAAGAUGUGAAACCGCUAAAUUUGGUUACUGAUGGUCAUCCAAUGACCACAACAGCAGCAACAGUUCAACAAACAGGGUGUGUUACAACAGCAGUUACAACACCCAGUGCCCAAACAAUACAUCAUAUCAUUCCUCAAUCCAUUUCCAUGCCUCCCACUGGUUAUAUCAUCCAAGGACAGUUUGGCCAGCAAACUGUGAUCCCCAUUUCUGCUAAUCUGUCCUCUGGACUUUCCCUCUCAACUCAUGAUCUUCAGCAACUUCAUCAACAACUUCAGCAACAACUUCAACAUCAACAGCAACUUCAGCAGCAACAUCAGGCAGCAGCCAAUGUUGUACAGGCAGCCUUAUUACAACAGCAACAGCAGCAACAACAACAACAGCAGCAACAACAGCAACAAUCUCCGACAGUGGCUACCGUGGUUACGCAAGCAUGUCAGAUUACACAGCAGCCUCAGCCACAACGUGUGCAAGCAGCCACAGUACAAACUUCUCCAAUUGUACCUAAAGCUCAAACACAAGUUACGUAUUCUACAGCUUCCACAGCACCUCAGGUUGUGACUACUACUCCUCCACAGCAAGCAACUCCAUACCAAGGAAUGCAGCAGUUCGUUCUGGUCAACCCUGCCCAACUACCUUCAAGCUUACAACCACAAUUCAUUUUACAGAAUUCGGGAAUUUCAAUGAUGACAGCAACUGCUCUUGCUGCAGCCCAACAGCAACAGCAACAACAGCAACAAGCAGCUGCAGCAGUAGCUGCAGCAGCAUCAGUUGUAACACAACCAGCAGUGAAUAUAGUUGGCCAAAGUGGAGGACAGGUAGUGAGUAGUAGUACAGCAGUUCAAUUAACAACAGCAUCACAGACAAUUAGUACCCAAUCAGUUCCUUCCAUCACAACUGCCACAUCACCGUCUACUGCUACUGUUAGUGCAAUGUCAGCUGGUUCAACUGGAACUAACACUACAAAUUUGACCUCAUCAAUCUUAGUGUCUUCCCCGUCACCAUCACAAGUCCCCCUUUCAAUCCAGGCUGAAGAAAGCAUCGACUUAGAAGAACUGGAGCAAUUUGCAAAGACAUUCAAACGUCGACGAAUAGAACUUGGUUUCACGCAAGGUGAUGUUGGUUUAGCCAUGGGCAAAUUAUAUGGACAUGAUUUUAGCCAAACUACAAUAUCCCGUUUUGAAGCUCUUAACCUCAGUUUUAAAAAUAUGUGUAAACUAAAGCCCCUUCUGCAGAAAUGGUUAGCAGAUGCUGAUUCUAUAUCCUCAAAUCCUUCUUCUGUUCCGGGUUCUCCUGUUACGGCAGAAUCCAUUGGUCGCCGGCGCAAGAAGCGGACCAGCAUAGAGUCAUCAAUUCGUGUAGCAUUGGAGAAGAGUUUUAUCCAGAACCCCAAACCAUCUUCGGAAGAGAUCUCAAUGCUGGCUGACAACCUCACAAUGGAGAAGGAAGUUGUUCGUGUCUGGUUCUGCAAUCGGCGUCAAAAAGAGAAGAGGAUAAAUCCACCCAGCUCACUGUCUGGGCCGCAACUGCAAAUCGUGCACAAUAUAACAAAUGCUGACCAUAACAUUGUCAGUGCAGUCCAACCACCCAUGACCUCUGCCCAAAUUAUGAAUAGUGUACUCUCUAAUGUGACAGCAGCAGCCAAUGGUCGCACCACUACAACUACUACAACUGCUACUACCACUACUACAGGCAGAGAAUAUGUGACUAAUACCAAUAACACCACUAUUACAACUACUCCCAACAAUGCUGUUGUUAAUACUAGUACAGCAAUGACGUCACUAGUAACAUCAAUCCCAACACUAACUGUAAGUACCCCACUGAACAUGAGCACAGGGACAAACCUGGUGCUUGCUGCCAGUCACACUGAACGGAAUUCCUCAUCAGUCAGUGAAGCUGGUACACACAUCACCACUACCUCACCUCCAUCAUCCACACAGUCACCAUCUUUUACCAUAGCUACCACUGCCACUUCAUCUUCUGGACUAACGCUUUCUCUUGGCACACAGUCGUCAGCUUCAUGUAAUCCGAACCACGUUUCUAUAGCAACAAGCUUAGACAGCCACUCGAGUGAAGUGUCAUAGCCAAGCUCUGCCUUGUACUUGACUUGAGCAACACUCACUAAUGAGAGUGUUUUAUAAUAUUGUUUGUCUGCCAGUAUGGAAGUUUUUCUUUUUUUUUUUUUCUGUAUUGAUGCAUGUCUGAGCAUUGGUGUAAAUGUGAAUGCUGCCACAUUCUGUGUGCAACCUUGUCUACCUCUUAACUACUUAACCACACAUUUGAACUAUUAGCUGUUGCUAUACACAUAGCACAGCUCAACAGUGCAGUACUCUAUCUUAUUACAACAAUACAAUACAGUACAGGUUUUCACAUUAUUCCAACACAUAUGUAAUAUAUAUAUAUAUAUAUAUAUAUAUAUAUAUAUAUAUAUAUACAUGCACAUAUACAUAAACAUGUGCAUAUGUAUGUGCAUGUUUAUAAGCACACACAUACAAACAAGAAAAAGUUAUUCAGUAUCUAGUUAAUAAUAAUAAUAAUGAUGAUGAUGAUGAUAACAAUAACAACAACAAAUGAAACAAAUUUUUACCUUUGUUUACUCCAAGUUUCCCCGUUACCUCAUUUAAAGCAACUGAUAUCUUUAUAUGAAAUUUACAGGCUGAUGUGGUCAAGAAAAUAUUGGUCAAAAUAGAAUUUAUAAAUACUAAGAUGCAAACGUAUAUAGAUGUUAGUUGAACAAGCUAUAUAUAUAUAAAUAUAUAUAUAUAUAAAAGAGUAAAAAACGAGGUAUACAUUUAAGAAGACAGAGUGAAAUCAAGAGAAAGAGAGAGAGAGCAGGACUGGGGGGGAAAGAAAGAGGAAGUGGAGAAAUAAGAGAAGAAAAUUGAAUUGUAACUUUAAGAAAAUAAUGGCUUAUAGGCUUGGUGGCUGUGUGGUAAGCAGUUUGCUUCCAAGCCAGAUGGUUCCUGGUUCAGUCUCACUGCAUAGCACUUUCGGCAAGUCUAUUGCCAUAAACCAACCAAAUCCUUGUGAGUAGAUUUGGUGCACCGAAACUAAAAGAAACCCAUCAUGUAUUGACACACACAUAUAUAUAUAUAUAUAUAUAUAUAUAUAUAUAUAUAUAUAUAUAUAUAUAUAUA